AUGGCUGCCCCCCUCCAUGAAUACGACGACAGCUGGCCGUCCUCGGAAUCCCCGUCGCCUCCCAGUCGCCUUUCCUCCGCCCCGGCCUGGCACAACAUUCGCGUGCCGCUCAAGCCCUUCCUCUCAGGCCAGCCCAAGUCGCUCGCGGGCAUCGCCCUGCGCGCCUUCUGCCUGGGCCUCGUCGCCGCGGGCAGCGCCCUCAUCAUGGCCCACACCCUCGCGACGAGCGACUCCCCGGCCUGGCGCCUCCCCUUCUUCGCCCUCGCCCUCGCCGUGUUCCACUUCCUCGAGUUCUGGACCACGGCCGAGGCAAACACUCCCGUGGCGUGCAUCGACAGCUUCCUCCUCACGGCCAACUGGCCGGCCUACGCCGUCGCCCACUCGGCCGCCUUUGUCGAGUGCCUGCUCGUCACGCGCUUCGCGCCCGGGCGCGACUGGGCGCCCCUCCACACGGGGCCCCUGCUGCUCGUGCUGGGCUUCGCCAUGGUGCUCGUCGGCCAGGUGGUGCGCUCCGUGGCGAUGCUGCACGCCGGCGUGAGCUUCAACCACCACGUGCAGACGGACAAGGCUGAGUCGCACACGCUCGUCACCAAGGGCAUCUACAGCGUUCUGCGCCACCCGAGCUACUUUGGCUUUUUCUACUGGGGACUGGGCACGCAGCUGGUGCUCGGGAACGUCGUGUGCUUCUUCAUUUACGCAUUCGUGCUGUGGAAGUUCUUCAGUUCGAGGAUUCGUUUCGAGGAGAAGAAGCUGGUGGAAUUCUUCAAGAAUGAGUACGUCGAAUACCGACGGGACGUGGGAACCAAGAUUCCCUUUAUUUCUUAA
Molecule: messenger RNA, 825 nt
Organism: Purpureocillium lilacinum
Lineage: Eukaryota; Fungi; Ascomycota; Sordariomycetes; Hypocreales; Ophiocordycipitaceae
Biological process (GO): C-terminal protein methylation
Cellular component (GO): membrane; endoplasmic reticulum
Molecular function (GO): protein C-terminal S-isoprenylcysteine carboxyl O-methyltransferase activity
Source: RefSeq, a predicted model, not a curated record